UAACCCAGCUGUGUGACUCCUGGGCUGCAGUAACACAGUAACAUAUACCCUGCACACACACAUACAGAGCAUCCUCGCAACUCUGUAUCCCAUAUCUCACUUCCAUCCUGCUCAGCUGUCCCCGAGCCUCAUCCACUCACCCAUUCACACACACACACGACACGCUCACCUUAUUACUUCAUCCAAAUCUCCACAUCCCCCAGAGGAAGAGACACACAGGUCCGUAACAACACACGCGACACUUGCACCCCAAUCACACGCACACACACCUCUCCUCGCAGUCUGCAGCAUGGCUACACCAACUCAAAGAAGCGAGAAAGCCAGCAUAUAUGGAGAGGAAGACCCUUUUAUAUACGAUUAUGACACACUUCGGAUGACCGGACUUAUUCUUGCCAUUGUCAUGUUCGUUUUGGGUAUCGUCAUCGCUCUGAGUAAUAAAUUUAAAUGCAAACAGAAGAAUGCAAAUGGAUCUCAAUCUGAUGGGAGACAACCACAUCAAACCCAAACCUCUGCAGGAAGCGUAUAGUUGUUUGAUGUCUGUCCCUUGAUUUGUGCGACUGGAUCCUGCCUCUGGACCCCUGUGAAGAAACGAGGGGAAGGGAUGCAAAGGAAUUCCCACCACCCCACUCUCCACACCAAUACCCUCAGAUAGCGUGUUCAAUGCAUGCCUGAUUUAUCCCUGCGUGACCCCCAUCCCCAACAUACACACAGAGCUUCCACAUCUAAUCCCAAAGAACUGACUUAGAAACGCAUUUCUUAUUCCCAAAAACACCCAAAACCAGGACAGGUAUAAUGAGACAGAAACUGAGAGAUGUCGGGUAAAUUCAUUGGCAGGUGGGAAGCUGAGAGACACGAUCACAUGGCUAUAAUGAGAACCUUUCCAGAUCCAAAGCAUUACUCUAGUAUGGAAAGGUCUACUGGCAUAGAUAAACAUGUUCCCAAAACACACGUCCAAAAAAGCGCACUGUUUAUAAUAAUGAAAAGGUGAAUCAAGCCUAGCACAAAACGUUAACCUCAAGUGGCCCACUGGUCUUCACUAAAUGUCAUCUAGUGAAGGUUUUUAGGCUUUUCGUCAUUCCAGAAAAAUCCACAAAGACAAGAAGAUCUUCAUUCUGCUAUUCCAUCUACUGUAGUUAGGGAAUCCAUUCUGGAUAUCAUUGUCACAUACUUGUCUAUCUUCAUCUUAGUCUAUAGCUGGGCCAAAACCAAGCCAUACCACCUUCCAUCAUUCAGUCUCAAUGAACCUAGAGAAGCCUCAAAAACAUGGUGCAAGUGGUGAGCACAGAUGUGUGAUCUGUUUAGAGGAACAUCUUGCACCAUUGUUGGUCGGCAAAUCUACUGAUUCCAAGGACCAUCUUCCAUAUUAACUCUACAAGUCUCUCUUUAACUGAAUGGGGGGUAAAAGUUGGGGGUUGAGUGGACUCUGGGAACACGCCCCUUUUAAGUUUUUGUAUAUAGCAUGUGACAGAUGUAUAAGAUAUAUAUAGAAAUUAUAUAUAUUAAUAUAUGGCUGUAAGAGGACAGAUCUCUAAUAUAUGCGCAUGGAUGCGUUUUUUUGCUCUUUCUCCUGUGACGCGCCAAUAAAGAUAUUUCUGUAGCUCCCGUUUGAUGUUUCCCAGGCGAGCAUUUACAUUAUUGUAGCCGUGCUAUUACACACAGUGUGUGAGAUUGUACAUGAACACACAUUAUU
Messenger RNA from Pelobates fuscus (common spadefoot toad), 1690 nucleotides. Its product is annotated as sodium/potassium-transporting ATPase subunit gamma-like. The record is from RefSeq and is a predicted model, not a curated record. Bases 290 to 526 code for a protein of 78 amino acids. The transcript has 6 exons. Gene Ontology annotation, biological process: regulation of sodium ion transmembrane transporter activity. Lineage: Eukaryota; Metazoa; Chordata; Amphibia; Anura; Pelobatidae. Gene Ontology annotation, cellular component: membrane. Gene Ontology annotation, molecular function: sodium channel regulator activity.